This is a messenger RNA of Plasmodium adleri (nom. inval.), 999 nucleotides long. Its product is annotated as rifin PIR protein, putative. The transcript has 2 exons. The record is from RefSeq and is a predicted model, not a curated record. NCBI's taxonomy places the organism in Eukaryota, Apicomplexa, Aconoidasida, Haemosporida, Plasmodiidae. The coding region runs from base 1 to 999 and encodes 332 amino acids.
AUGAAAGUCCAUUAUAUUAAUAUUUUAUUAUUAAAAUUUUUACUAAAUAUAUUGGUUCAUAAUCAAAGGAACCAUAAAAGCACUAUAACACAUACACCAAAAAUACAUAGAAUAUUAUGCGAAUGUGAUUUGUAUACAUCCAUUUAUGAUAAUGACCCAGAAAUGAAAUCAGUUAUGGAACAAUUUGAUCGACAAACGUCCAAACGUUUUAACGAAUAUGACGAAAGGAUGCAACAAAAACGUAUGCAUUGUAAAGAACUGUGCGAUAAAGAAAUACAAAACAUUAUAUUGAAAGAUAAAAUCGAAAAAGAAUUAAAGGACAAAUUUGGUGCACUACAAACAAAUCUAGAUAGUGACGCUAUCCCUACCUGCGUUUGUGAAAAGUCGGUGGCUGACAAAACAGAGAAAUUUUGUCUCAACUGCGGACAGAAUAUGGAAGCAAUUGCACCUUGUUGGGGGUUAUUUAGUGGUGUAGGAUAUACGGGGUGGACAAAUUAUGUUGUUGCACAGGUACAUCAAGCUGCUACUGAUGCAGGUAUUAAUGCAACAAUAGAAGUGUUAAAAACAAAAUUUGGCCUAGAGAGUUUAUGUGCUGCUAAAUGGAAAACAAUUAUUACUGCAGAAAAUUAUGCUAAUGAGAAGCUUCUUGGUGAAAUUAUUAGGGAAUUAGGUAGUACAAUGUGCAGCGCAUCUGGAGAGCAAACAGGAGCAGGGUCUUUUUGUCUUUUCGUAGAUCCACCUACUAAACUUACAACUGCUAUAAAAGGACAUAUACCAAUUGCAGUUAAUACGGCUGUUGAAAAAGCUGCAGCUGCUGAAGCAGCUGAAGCUGGAAAACUGGCAGCAAAUACUAGUAUAUUACAUACAACUAUUAUUGCUUCCAUUGUUGCAAUAGUGGUUAUAGUUUUGGUUAUGCUUAUAAUUUAUUUAAUUUUACGAUAUAGAAGAAAAAAGAAAAUGAAGAAAAAACUACAAUACAUAAAAUUAUUAAAGGAAUAG